This is a messenger RNA of Cuscuta epithymum, 5305 nucleotides long. The record is from the annotation of a GenBank genome assembly. Lineage: Eukaryota; Viridiplantae; Streptophyta; Magnoliopsida; Solanales; Convolvulaceae.
AUUUGAGUUAGCAAACUGGCUCAUGUUGGUUAAUUUCCUUCCCUUGCAUUUUCUUCCAUCUUUAGUUUGACCGGAGUAGUUUUUGUAACCCGAACAAGAAUUCCGCAGUCUCCAUCUUUACCGGAUGCCAAAGCUCCAUCUUUCACAGGCUCCUAUAAACUCUCGAUCAGCCGUUCUCGUCUGUCCCAAAGUCCCAGUCUAACUUCAAAUUCCUCAUAUUUAUGCUCUUACUCUGGAAGAUCAUCUGAAAAAAAUGGGGAAUAAAAUUGCUCGUACAACGCAAGCGUCUGCUACGGAGUACUACCUCCAUGACUUGCCGUCUUCUUACAACCUGGUGCUGAAGGAAGUUUUAGGCCGGGGGAGGUUUCUGAAAUCGAUUCUCUGUAAACACGACGAGGGGCUUGUAUUGGUGAAGGUGUAUUUCAAAAGGGGCGACUCCAUUGAUUUGCGCGAGCAUGAGCGACGCCUCUCACAAAUAAGCGAAAUCUUUGGUGGCAUCGAUCAUCCCCAUGUUUGGCCCUUUCAGUUGUGGGUGGAAACAGAUAAAGCUGCCUAUUUGCUGAGGCAAUACUUCUUUAAUAAUCUUCAUGACCGUCUUAGCACGCGGCCUUUCCUAAGUCUCAUUGAGAAGAAAUGGCUGGCUUUCCAGUUGCUAUGUGCAGUGAAGCAGAGCCAUGAACGUCGAGUCUGUCAUGGCGAUAUUAAAUGUGAGAAUGUGUUGGUCACUUCUUGGAACUGGCUUUAUCUUGCGGAUUAUGCAUCGUUCAAACCCACAUAUAUUCCACAUGAUGAUCCAUCCGACUUCUCAUUUUUCUUUGAUACUGGUGGAAGGAGGCGAUGUUACUUGGCUCCUGAGAGAUUUUAUGAGCAUGGAGGUGAGAUACAUGUUGCACAAGAUGCACCGUUAAAGUCAUCCAUGGAUAUCUUUUCUGCAGGGUGUGUUAUCGCUGAGCUUUUCCUUGAGGGCCAGCCUUUAUUUGAACUAUCCCAAUUACUUGCCUAUCGGAGAGGACAGUAUGAUCCUAACCAACUUCUGGAAAAGAUUCCAGAUUCAGGUAUCCGCAAGAUGAUCCUUCAUAUGAUUCAGUUGGAUCCAGAGUUGCGCUGUUCGGCUGAAAGCUACUUGCAGAGUUAUGCCGGUGUUGUGUUCCCAAACUACUUCUCGCCAUUUCUUCACAAUUUCUAUUGCUUGUUGAAUCCACUGAAUUCCGAUGCAAGGGUCUUGAUAUGCCAGACCUCUUUCCAAGAGAUACUUAAACAGAUGAGCAAUGGGCAACCAAAUGGGAAGAAUGCAUCCACUAUUUGCUUCUCUACGUGUGCAGCCAGUCAUGUGCUGCAAGGAAAGGAUACACAUCAAAGUUCAAACAAAUUAAAGGACUACUCGAAUAAAAGAGAGGGGAUGAAGAGUGGAUCAAUUCAUGAUCGGUUCGAUCUCCUUGGUGAUGUGAAUACUUUACUCACGGAUGUCAACCAAAGGAAUAUAUGUUCUGUUAACCCAAUGCUGGAGGAUGUAGCCAAUGCAGCAUAUUCUGAAUACCGGAUGCAUUGCGGCAUACAGUCUCCGGGUGAGCUGUUUCAGACAGUCUCCAAAGUGUUCAAGAGAAACCACCACCCAUUUUUGGAAAAAAUAACCGUGAAAGAUUUGACUUCUCUCAUGUCUGAUUAUGACAAUCAAUCAGACACUUUUGGGAUGCCGUUCUUACCUUUGCCUGAUGAUGUAUUGAGCUGUGAAGGUAUGGUUCUGAUUGCAUCAAUGCUGUGCUCAUGCAUACGGAAUAUAAAGUUGCCUUUUAUGAGAAGAGGGGCUAUACUUCUGCUGAAGUCUUGUUCGUUAUAUAUUGAUGAUGAAGACCGUUUGCAAAGAGUGCUGCCAUAUGUCAUUGCCUUGCUUCCAGAUCCAGCAGCAAUUGUUCGAUGUGCUGCAUUAGAAACUUUAUGUGAUAUUCUUCCUCUAGUUCGAGAUUUCCCUCCAAGUGAUGCCAAAAUUUUUCCAGAGUAUAUUCUUCCAAUGCUUUCUAUGCUUCCUGAUGAUCCUGAAGAGAGUGUGAGGAUCUGUUAUGCCAGCAAUAUAUCUAAGCUAGCCUUAACUGCCUAUGGGUUUCUUGUUCACUCAAUUAGUUUAAGUGAAGCAGGGGUUCUGAAUGAGGUGGAUUUAUCUCAGAAGGCUUCAGUCUCAUCCACUGAGCCAUCGGGACGACUACUGAGUCUGAACAGCAGUGACACACAGCUUGCACAAUUGAGAAAAUCAAUUGCUGAGGUCAUUCAGGAACUAGUGAUGGGCCCCAAACAAACCCCAAACAUUAGGAGAGCUCUCUUGCAAGAUAUUGGCAACCUUUGUUGUUUUUUUGGCCAGAGGCAAAGCAAUGAUGUCCUUUUGCCAAUUCUUCCUGCUUUCUUAAAUGACCGAGAUGAGCAGCUCAGGGCCAUAUUCUAUGGGCAAAUUACUUAUGUCUGUUUUUUUGUAGGCCAAAGAAGCGUAGAGGAAUAUCUUUUGCCCUACAUUGAUCAGGCAUUGACCGAUGUAACUGAAUCUGUCAUUGCCAAUGCAUUGGAUUGCUUGGCUAUUCUUUGCAAAAGUGGUUUUCUACGAAAGGCCAUCCUGCUUGAAAUGAUAGACCAUGCUUUUCCACUGCUUUGUUGUCCUAGUCAAUGGGUAAGAAGGGCAGCUGUUGCAUUCAUUGCUGCCAGCAGUGAGAGCUUAGGUGCAGUGGAUUCAUAUGUUUUUCUCGUGCCUGUUAUUCGCCCAUUCAUCCGAAGGCAACCAGCAUCUUUAGCUUCAGAAAAUUGUCUUUUCUCAUGCCUUAAGCCUCCUGUUCCAAGAGAGAUAUACUACAAGCUUUUGGAAAAUGCAAAAAGCUCCGAUAUGCUUAACAGACAGCGAAAGAUAUGGUAUAGUUUGUCAUCACAGUCCAAACAAUGGGAAACCCUGGACUUAAUCGAAAGAAAUUCUGCCGAAUUUGAUCAGAUGUCAUACUGGCCUGACAGAAAGAGCGACUGUCAAGGCCACAAUUUUGGCAAUGAUAAACCACUUGAUUCCUCUGACUGUGAUGCUAACGAGACCAAGUUAAGAGCGUUAGGAAGCUUGAUACAGAACCCCUCCAGCACAAUGGAUAAUCAGGAUCUGCUUUCCUCAGAAAAAAUGCAAUUGUCUGGAUUUGUAUCUCCACAAGUGAGUAGUAUGAGUGGCUUAAUUGAUAAACCUUCGGAGGGAAUACCAUUGUACUACUUCAAAGUUGACAACAAGGGAGCAGCUGGAAAUGGUCCUUCUGUUUCUGAUUCGUCAUUACCAUACACUAGUUUGUCGUUUGGUUCGUCAUCUAUGCCAUGGAUGGAUACAGUAAACAAGUCGUUUAGUUUGGCUAGUUCAGUUCCAGCACCUAAGCUUGUCUCAGGUUCGAUUAGCUUCGGCAACAACUCUACCCGAUUGCGGAGAGUUGUACAUGAAAUCGAGGACAGGGAAGCUGACCAAACGUCAUAUAUUGGUAACAAGUUUCAAGAUCUUGAUAUGUCUUCCACAAAAAAAGGGAUUUCCCUUACCAUGGAAGACCAGUUAACUGCAAAUGAUGGAACAGAGUUACCAUCUUUUGCUAGAAUGUCAACCGUUCCAGAUUCUGGGUGGAAGCCUCGUGGGGUGUUAGUUGCUCACCUACAGGAGCACCACUUGGCUAUAAAUGAUAUUGCCGUUUCAACAGAUCAAAGUUUUUUUGUGAGUGCAUGUGAAGAUUCAACUGUUAAGGUUUGGGAUUGCAAAAGGUUAGAGAAGGACAUCUCAUUUAGGUCAAGGUUAACUUACUCUUUAGGGGGAAGUAGAGCUUUGUGUCUUUGUGUACUCCAUGGUUCUGCUCAAGUUGUCAUUGGUGCUUGUGAUGGAACAAUACACAUGUUUUCUGUUGAUUACAUCUCUCGAGGACUGGGCAACAAUGUUGUUGAGAAAUACUCUGGUGUUGCUAAUGUGAACAAGCACGGUGUGGGAGAGGGUGCAAUAUUAAGCGUAUUGAACUACUCACCAGAUGGUGGGGCCUGCAAAAUGAUUCUGUAUAGUACCCAAAAUUGUGGGCUCCACAUCUGGGAUGCAAGAACUAGCGCAAAUGCCUGGAGCUCAAAUGUUUAUCCUGAGGAGGGUUAUGUGUCUUCUCUUGUUGCAGGUCAUUGUGGGAAUUGGUUUGUGACUGGGUCAUCAAGGGGUGUACUCACACUUUGGGAUCUCAGGUUUUGUGUACCCGUCAACUCAUGGCAGUAUUCUCUCACUUGCCCUAUCGAGAAAAUGUGUCUUUUUGUUCCUCCAUCAAGCACCUCCUUGUCUGCCGCAGCAAGACCUCUUGUUUAUGUUGCAGCGGGCUGUAAUGAAGUCUCUCUGUGGAAUGCAGAAAAUGGGAGCUGUCACCAGGUAUUGCGGGUGGCAAGUAACGAGAACGAGGCUGAAAACCCCGAUUUGCCCUGGGCUUUGGCAAAACUCUCCAGCAAAGCUACUACUUCUAAGCAAGAUAAAAGAAGAAACCAAAAUUCGAAGUAUAGAGUUGAAGAGUUGAAUGAGUUUCCUCCACGUCUUCCUGGAAUUCGUGCUCUGCUUCCAUUACCCGGUGGGGAUUUGCUAACAGGGGGCACCGACUUAAAAAUACGUCGUUGGGACCAUUGCAGCCCUGAACGAACGUAUUGCGUCUGUGGACCAUCUGUUAAGAGAGUUGCAAAUGAUGAUUUUUAUGAGGUGAAAUCUAGCUUUGGUGUUCAAGUUGUACAGGAGGCAAAGAGACGACCCUUAGCACCCAGGUUAACUGCUAAGGCCAUCCUGUCAGCCGCUGCCACAGAUUCUGCUGGUUGUCACCGGGACUCCAUUCUCUCUUUAGCCUCUGUGAAGUUGAACCAGAGACUACUGAUAUCCAGCUGUAGGGAUGGUGCCAUAAAGGUUUGGAAGUAAAGGAAUAACAUAGCUUUGUUGUUUACUGUAAAUAUAUUUAACGUAUAAUUUUUAUGCUAAAAAUAUGUGCAUUGUAUAUAGAAGAUCCACGAUAAGAUAGCUCAGAUCUAGUUUCCUAUUUGAAUUUAUUUUUCCCUCAUACCUGUAAAAAUUUAUGAUUUUGUAAUAUUUGGCGGCUAGGAAUUAAUAUGUUGUAUAGAAACGUAGAGAAUAGAGAUUGAUCAGUGUCGCUCUACAACUCUACAAGGACGACGUACGUUAUUUCAUGAAUUGUGUGAACACUACUACGUUUUUUUACUUCAAGUAAUGACGAUAUUUUAAUGUUAUGAUCAUCACAUAAUCACUGUAUCACACUACCUUCAUUGCAGUUUUAUUUAUAUUAACACUUUU